AAGAGGGACUCUGCGUUUCCACUUGUCGAGCGUCAGCCCUCCCUCCCUAGAUGGAAACUGGACAGGUUGAGCUCGUCCAGCAACGCGCCACGGCGCCUGUGGCUCCUCCCCCGCCUCACGUUCGGCCUCCCGGGGAAAACCUUCCCCUCCUGGUCGUCGGCCCAGGGGACGACAUCGGUGAAGCGCAAGAUCAAGCCUGGCGCGGUGAGCAAAAACGCAGCGGCACCAUUGAAGUUGGAGGUUGAACUGUCUCUCGCUUUCUAUGCAGGUCGUUGGAGUGAUGGCCUGUGCGACUGCUUUUCCGACUGGCCCAGCUGCUUACUGGGGUGGCUGGGGUCGUUCUGCGGCCUGGGUUACAUGAAGGUGACCACCAUGGCUAGCUAACACAUGUACACCUUCUUGUCUUCCUUGUCACUCAUUCUCUCGCUGUGUUGGAUGGCAUGGCAUGGCAUGCAGGCCUGGGGUCUGGGAGAGACCAAAAUCCUGUCGUUGCGUGUGGGGCUGCUGGUGUUCAUCGGCUUGCCGUUGUUCGGCUUCGCUGUCUACAUGGUGAUCACCAUCUGCAUGAUGAUCUGGAUCAUCACAACGGAGGAAUCGAUAGCAGCUCACGAUGACGGCCAGCUCGUGCCUGGCCGCAGCCACAACAACCACACCGUGUUCGACCACAGUGCCCUGGUGAACCAAACUCACUACCACGGAAAUGGAACCGCGGCGGCCCAUGAGCCUCCCUUCGACUCCGAUUUCCCAUUCAUCGCACUCGCCAUGUUGUGGAUUGUGAGGCCGGUAAUCUGGAUUCUCGUGUGGGUGGUCGUGUUUGUCGUCGCUCUCGUCUACCGUACCAAGCUGCGCAGGUCAGGCAGGCAGGCACAAAGAGAAGAGUUGCGUGCGACGGGCAACCAUCUCUGUCUGUCUGUCUGUCUGUCGUUUCCUGUGUUGGUUUGUCGUGCAGGCACUACGACAUCGAGGCCGGUGACAGCUGUGGCGACUGCUGUAUGGUCUUCUGGUGCUGGCCGUGCAGCAUAUGCCAGGAGUACAGGUGUGUGAAAAUACAACACACUUGGCUCUCGUCUUGUGUUUUCCUGCAUCCAUUUGUGCGUCUAUCGUUGCCUGCAGGCACGUGAUGAGGGCUCGUGGCUACAAGCGUGACCUGGCGCCUCCCGGCGAGGCGCGGAUGGUCGCCCUUCAGCCUGGCACAAGGUUCGUCUACGCUCGGCCGCAGCCAUACGCCCCCCAUGAGGACACUACGGAGGCCACCAUACCAAGCAGCGGCAGGAUGGGUUGAUUGGUUGACUGAUUGAUGGGGGUGUUGGUGUUUGUCGUCUCGUGUGUGUCCGUGCGUGCGCGUGGUGGCCAGAUGGUGCCAACCUGAACACGGCCCGGCCAACAACCAACAGACGGGCACACACACACACACACAGAGGAGGAGGAGGAGGAGGAGGAGAGGGGGGGGAGGGGGGAAGGCUGUCUAUGUGUCUGUACAGGAAAGGUGCACGCGAGAAGCUGACCACUGUGUGGGGAUAUUCUGUUCAUAGUUUGCCUGUGUUGUGUGUGGAAGGACACUGGAUGGGCGUGUGUGUGGAGGACGGCAGGUGGAACCGAGCUCCUUCCCAUGUCGGUGCCUAGGGGAGCUCUAAGUAGAACACCUAUGGUCUCCUUCCAAAGCGCAAUCGCAUCUUCAUCAAUGUCAAAGAAACGCUUUGCUUUGCCUUUGAGCAGCGUCGCCUGGUCGUUGAGAAUGGGCAGCAUCUUCCUGAAGACAGGCAGACACAAACAGAGAGAGAUCUCAGCUGGGGAGCCUUCUGGCUGCUUCUCGC
This is a messenger RNA of Vitrella brassicaformis, 1814 nucleotides long. Lineage: Eukaryota; Vitrellaceae. The record is from the annotation of a GenBank genome assembly.